AUGGCCGACAGCAUGUGCGGCCCGUCUAACGGUGCCAAGAAUCUUCUGGCUCACGUCGACCGCGACCGCGGCCACCAGCAGGAUCGUUUUGUCAACGUCCAGCAGCCUGGCGCCGGCAACGCCUUCCGCUCUCACAAUGCCGUCGGCAACGGCGCCGAGAUGGCCUUCGGCGGCUUCCAGAACGGCACUGCUCCGAUGGACGCCUCUUUCGGCCCCGGUCUCGACAUGCACAUGGGUCCCGGCGCUAGACCUUUCGGCCACCCCGCUCCGGGUGUCCCCGGUGUUCCGUCCGGCAUGGGCCACAUGGCUCCGGUCGCCCCGGCGGGCCGUCUUGUCUCUCCGGCCACCGGCGGCCCCUCGCACCAGGAGUGGGUCAACCAAUUCUCUACCAUGCAACUUGGCGGCAGCAAGGCCGGCCCUAGCGCUGCCAUGCCCGCUCAGAUGCAGGCCAACCGCGCCAACAUGGCUGCCAUGAACCCGGCCAUGAACAUGCAGCAGGGCAAUUUCGGCAUGCCCAUGUAUGGUGCCGGUGCCAUGGGCUUCGCCCCCCACAUGAACCCGGCUGCGCAGCAGCAGCAGGUCCAACCCGCCGUGACCCAAGAGUCCGCCAUCGACGUCGAAGCUUUCAACCGCGCUUUCGGCGAGUACGACGAUUCCAACUUCGAGACCGAGCUGGCCGGCUGGAAGGAACAGGAGCAGGCCGCCAACAAGGAGUUUGCCGAGGCCCAGGAUGAGUGGAUGGCCGAGCACGGUCCGCACACCGAGGCUACCGCCACCAAGAUGGCGCCUCCGACCCCUGCCGAGAUGAAGAUCAUUGACGCCAACAUGGAGGAGAUUGCCGCUGAGCAGGACGAAGUCAAGGAGAUGACGGCCCGCGGCAACGAGGAGCUCGUCCGUGCCGCCACCGAGAUCAUCAGCUCCAUUGCUGACAACACUUCCGAGAAGUUCAAGAACUCGCGCUUCUUUGAGCUCAUGCGUCGCAUUGGCAAUCGCGAGGUGGUCGUCGAGGGCGAUAGCUUCGUCAACGCGGUCACCGGUGAGUCUGUCAAGACGGCUGACGAUGAGGAGGAUAUCAUUCGCGAGAAGGCUGCUGCUUCCGCCUCAGGCGCUGCCACUGUCACCGCAGCCACCGCUUGA
Dichotomopilus funicola is the source of this 1137-nucleotide messenger RNA. RefSeq lists its product as uncharacterized. The coding region runs from base 1 to 1137 and encodes 378 amino acids. NCBI's taxonomy places the organism in Eukaryota, Fungi, Ascomycota, Sordariomycetes, Sordariales, Chaetomiaceae. The record is from RefSeq and is a predicted model, not a curated record. The transcript has 2 exons.